Messenger RNA from Colletotrichum graminicola M1.001, 315 nucleotides. RefSeq lists its product as uncharacterized. The coding region runs from base 1 to 315 and encodes 104 amino acids. The transcript has 4 exons. The record is from RefSeq and is a predicted model, not a curated record. Lineage: Eukaryota; Fungi; Ascomycota; Sordariomycetes; Glomerellales; Glomerellaceae.
AUGCAGAACAUGUUGGUCAUUAUGGCAUCCCGUUCCGAGUUUGACGACCUGCUCGCCAACGGCAUCACCCCCAUCCAGCAGUUCGAUAGUAACAAGGAGGGCGUGCCGCACGGUCCGGAGAGGGACACGUACUGGUUGUGCUCGAUGCCGUGGGGUGGGCGAAGCCGCUCCGCUGGACCUAGGACCGGGGAGCACGGCUGGAGGCCGGACGACGUGCUCGAGGACCAGUUCUGGGUCGACUUCUCCAACGCGUACCUGACCGAGGCCGCCAAGGCCCCGCAAGGGAGCCGUCGUAGCACGUCGUACUUUGGCUGA